AUUCAAAAAACGUUUGAAAAGUCAGUCAUUCAUUGCAUUUGCUGUGAAAAACAAACACAACUUCUUUGUGGACACAAACUCUUGGAGCGGUUCCCUCUGCGGUGAUGUCUAACUGGACGCAAAUACAGCAACAACUGAGACACCCGUCCAAUCCCGUGGUGUUUUUCGACAUCACGAUCGGCACCACAGAAGUCGGUCGCAUGAAAAUGGAGUUGUUUUCUGAUGUCGUGCCCAAAACGGCCGAAAACUUCCGACAGUUCUGCACCGGCGAGUACAAGCGCGACGGCGUUCCCAUUGGCUAUAAAGGCGUGUCUUUCCAUCGUGUGAUCAAAGACUUUAUGAUACAAUCGGGAGAUUUCGUGAACAAUGACGGGACGGGUAUUAUGUCGAUCUUCGGCGGCGGGAAGUUUCCCGACGAGAACUUUGGGCUUAAACACGACUCCCCGGGACUCCUGUCUAUGGCAAACAGUGGUAAAGACACGAAUGGCUGUCAAUUCUUCAUAACGUGUGCGAAAUGCGAUUUUCUCGACGGAAAACACGUGGUCUUUGGCCGUAUUAUAGACGGGAUGUUAGUUAUGAGGAAAGUGGAGAAC
This is a messenger RNA of Oppiella nova, 593 nucleotides long. The record is from the annotation of a GenBank genome assembly. Lineage: Eukaryota; Metazoa; Arthropoda; Arachnida; Sarcoptiformes; Oppiidae.